AUGAGACGUGAUGGCAUUUCUACUCCUGAACGUUCCCGCUAUAAAAGGGCCGCCGCGGAGACGCGGAGACGCGACAGCGAGUGCGAGGGGCUCGCCAGGGAAGCCUCCGGCCCGCAGCGAUUCGGAGCGUCCGAGAUGAUCAGGUGUUUUUUUCUACUUUGCAGCUCAUUAAAAUUCAACCUUGUCCUCGUCCUGUCCGUCUCCGCGAUGCCCGUGUUUUGGUGCUACCCCGCCCCAUCGCCGAAGGUGUCCGGGACCCCUGACUACGCCCUCCUCCUGCUGGGCUGCUGCCGGGCCCGGGCGGGGCCGGGCGAGGGACUGGACGUCUGGAAGCCGCUGUUGGAGGAGGCGUUGGCGAAAAGGUCCUUCCGCAACGGCGUGGGCACGGGGCUGAAAAAAACUCCCUUCCCAAGAGCAAAGUCAUGA
Messenger RNA from Myotis myotis, 426 nucleotides. RefSeq names its product neuropeptide S (gene NPS). Gene Ontology annotation, cellular component: extracellular region. The coding region runs from base 1 to 426 and encodes 141 amino acids. Gene Ontology annotation, biological process: neuropeptide signaling pathway; positive regulation of synaptic transmission, glutamatergic; positive regulation of action potential. Lineage: Eukaryota; Metazoa; Chordata; Mammalia; Chiroptera; Vespertilionidae. The transcript is spliced from 3 exons. The record is from RefSeq and is a predicted model, not a curated record.